AUGGAGCUGCCCGCAGAGCUGUACGACGAUCCCCGAACCUGGGACGAAGACUCGGACCCGGAGCCGGAGCCUGACCCCGACGCGCAGGCCGAGGCCUACGUGGCCCGCGUGCUCAAUCCGCCAAAACCCAGGCUGACGCCCCCGCGCGCCUCGCCGCUGUCCACGCCUGCCGCGUCCCCGAGCGCCCUGGAACCGCGGGCCACAUCCAAGGUCUCGGCGGUGGGUGUUCCGGGCUUGCUGAGCCUUCCCCCGGAGCUGCUGCUGGAGAUCUGCGCCUACCUGGACGCGCGCCUUGUGCUCCACGUUCUGCCGCGCGUGUGUCACGCGCUGCGCGACCUCGUGCGUGACCGUGUCACCUGGAGGUUACGCGCACAACGCCGCGUACGCGCGCCCUACCCAGUGGUGGAAGAGGAGGACUUUGACUGGCCGGCAGCCUGCAUUGAGCUGGAACAGCACCUGGCCCACUGGGCAGAGGAUGGGCGCUGGGCCGAGUACUUCUGCCUGGCCGACGGGCACUUUGCGUCCAUUGACUCAGUGCUGCUGCUCCAGGGCGGGACACUAUGUCUGUCGGGCUCCCGAGACCGCAACGUCAACCUGUGGGACCUGCGGCAGCUGGGGGCGGACCCCAGCCAGGUUCUGGUCAAAGCCUUGGGCACCCAGCCAAACAGCACCCACAAGGGCUGGGUGUGGUCGCUGGCGGCGCAGGACCACCAUGUGUGCUCCGGCUCCUGGGACAGCACAGUGAAGCUCUGGGACAUGGCGGCUGAUGGACAGCAGUUUGGCGAGAUAAAGGCCAAGGCAGCCGUGCUGUGCCUGUCCUACCGGCCUGACAUUCUGGUGACCGGCACCUACGACAAGAAGGUGACCGUCUACGACCCCAGAGCCGGCCCUGCCCUGCUGAAGAGCCGGCGGCUGCACUCCAGCGCUGUGCUGGCACUGCUGGCGGACGACCGGCACAUCAUCUCGGGCAGCGAGGACCACACCCUUGUGGUGUUCGACCGCCGAGCCAACAGCGUCCUGCAGCGGCUGCAGCUGGACUCCUACCUGCUCUGCAUGUCCUACCAGGAGCCCCAGCUCUGGGCUGGUGACAACCAGGGCCUGCUGCACGUCUUCGCCAACCGCAAUGGCUGCUUCCAGCUAGUCCGGUCCUUCGACGUGGGCCACAGGUCUCAUAUCACAGGGAUCAAACACUCGCUGGGGACCUUGUACACCACAUCCACUGACAAGACCAUCCGGGUGCACGUGCCCACAGACCCACCAAGGACCAUCUGCAUUCGAAACCACCACAACGUGCUGAAUGGGGUCUGUGCCGAGGGCAACUUGGUGGUGGCUGCCUCUGGGGGCCUGUCGCUGGAGGUCUGGAGACUGCAGGCCUGA
This is a messenger RNA of Propithecus coquereli (Coquerel's sifaka), 1377 nucleotides long. It is a transcript of the gene FBXW9, whose product is annotated as F-box and WD repeat domain containing 9. NCBI's taxonomy places the organism in Eukaryota, Metazoa, Chordata, Mammalia, Primates, Indriidae. The coding region runs from base 1 to 1377 and encodes 458 amino acids. The record is from RefSeq and is a predicted model, not a curated record. The transcript is spliced from 10 exons. Gene Ontology annotation, cellular component: preribosome, large subunit precursor. Gene Ontology annotation, molecular function: protein binding.